GGAAUCCGAAUGACAAUGUUGGGGAUUUUGAUUGCUACUGCUAUUUUCCUGGAGGCCGUCUCGGCCACCUCCCUUGGUGUUGUCUCUACCGAGGGAGGAUUUGUUCAGGGAGAAAAUAUUAAGAUUGCUACCAAUCGCUACAUGGACGUUUUCAGAGGCAUUCCCUUUGCUGCCGUCCCUAAAAGGUUGGAGAAGCCAACGCCUCACCAAGGCUGGGAUGGUACUCUGAAGGCCACUAGCUACAAGGACAGAUGCCUUCAGUGGACGGUAGUCAUGGAUGAAGUCAUGGGAAGUGAGGACUGUCUCUACCUGAAUAUCUGGGUGCCUCACAUCAAUAAAGCUGCCGCAAAUCUGCCCGUCAUGGUUUGGAUCUUUGGUGGAGCUUUCAUGCUUGGAAGCUCAAUGGGCGGUACCUUCCUAGAUAACUAUCUGUACGACGGACAGGAAAUCGCAAACAGAGGAAAUGUUAUUGUUGUGACAGUAGGAUACCGUGUGGGUGCUCUUGGCUUCCUGAGCACUGGUGACUCUUCUAUGCCAGGAAAUUAUGGUCUGUGGGACCAGCAUGCCGCCAUCGCAUGGGUGCACAGAAACAUCAAAUCAUUUGGAGGAGAUUCCAGCAAAAUCACCAUCUUUGGAGAGUCUGCUGGAGGAGCCAGUGUUAGCUUUCAGACCAUCACUCCUAAAAACAAGGGGCUUAUUAAGAGAGCCAUCUCGCAGAGCGGCGUCGCUCUUUGCCCUUGGGCUGUAAACAGGAAUCCCCGCCAGUACGCAGAACAGGUUGCUAGGAAAGUCAACUGUCCCACCGAUAGCCGCAUGGCCAAGUGUCUGAAGAUGACCGAUGCCAAGUCUCUGACUUUGGCGGCAACUUUAGAGCUGUCUGGCUCUCCUGAUUCUCCUGUGGUAAACAACAUGGCUCUUUCUCCUGUGAUUGAUGGCGACUUCUUGCCGGAUGACCCGUCGAACCUGUUCCACAACGCCGCUGACAUUGACUACAUGGCUGGAGCCAAUGACAUGGAUGGACACAUCUUCACAGGCAUAGACGUUCCAUCAAUCAACUCGCCCCUCUUGACGACAACUGUUGAUGAUGUGAAGGGGCUGUUGCGCUCCUUCACCAAGGAGAAGGGAACGAUGGGUUAUGAAAAUGCCUAUGCCACAUACAGCGCAGAUUUGGGAUCCAAACCCAGCGGGGAAACUAUCAAAAAAACCGUUGUGGCCGUCGAGACAGACUACCUUUUCCUGAUUCCCACUCAGGCUGCUCUUUUCCUCCAUGCCUCCAAGGCCAGAACUGGUCGCACCUACUCGUACCUGUUCUCUGAGCCCAACCGUAUGGGAGGCACCUUAGAAGCCUUCCCCAGCUGGCUUGGAGCUGACCACGCUGAUGACUUGCAGUACGUCUUUGGAAAGCCAUUCUCCACCGCACUGGGAUACUUUCCACGUCAUCGUGACGUUUCUGGAUAUCUGAUUGCCUACUGGACCAACUUUGCCAAAACGGGAGACCCUAACUCAGGAGGUCUGAGCGUUCCUGCUACGUGGCCAGCAUUCACAUCCAGUGGACACCAGUUUGUAGAGAUCAAUGCAGAUAUGGACGGCAGCUACGUUAAAAAGGACCUAAGGAUGCGUUAUGUGAAUUUCUGGACCAGUACCCUGCCUAACCUUCCUACGAUCUACUCAGAGGAAUGA
This is a messenger RNA of Cyprinodon variegatus (sheepshead minnow), 1680 nucleotides long. RefSeq names its product bile salt-activated lipase-like. Bases 10 to 1680 code for a protein of 556 amino acids. The transcript is spliced from 11 exons. Gene Ontology annotation, biological process: modulation of chemical synaptic transmission; neuron cell-cell adhesion; chemical synaptic transmission. Gene Ontology annotation, molecular function: signaling receptor activity; triacylglycerol lipase activity; neurexin family protein binding. The record is from RefSeq and is a predicted model, not a curated record. Lineage: Eukaryota; Metazoa; Chordata; Actinopteri; Cyprinodontiformes; Cyprinodontidae. Gene Ontology annotation, cellular component: postsynaptic specialization membrane; cell surface; synapse.